GUGAGUUUGUUCCUUUCAAUUCUGACGGCCAUGUUUACAAUGUAUGAAGUCUUUCAUUUAGUAGACUGGCAGAGGUGUAUACGUACUGGGUAGUUGUUUCUCUUGUGAGGCUUAUUGAUGUUGAAGCUAAAUUUGAGCCGACUGUGACGGAGAAUCUGAAAGGAGACGGCAUGCGCGUGCACGUAAAUAGUGAUGUUAUAACUGAAGGGCAGGAUGUUUCCACUAACCCAUCAGUUGGAAAGACUGACAACUCAAACCAAACAAGUCAAUCAGAAAUUGUAGGCAAACCAGUUUACUAUGACGUUAGGAUUGAUACAGGGCAAGAUGUGCAGACUGUGAGAUUAGGGUAUAAUGUAAUAAUUCCAUGUGGUAAAGCAUAUGUUGGAGCAAGAGAAGUUAGAUGGACUCAUAAGGGGAAGAACAUUGCUUCAAAGUGCAGAAUUGUCUCAGACGGUUCACUCUAUUUGUCAUCAUUCAGAGUUGUCGAUUCAGGUCUGUUUCAGUGUUACAUAAGACAAGAAAUUGAAUUUCAAACAACUAUCCAAGCAAUUGAGCCACCAAGGUUUUUGCGACCACUACAAACUGAUGCUGGAGAUGGGAUAAUCGGUCAACCAAUUACAGCAAACACAUCCGACAAUGUUAGAAUUCUCUGUCGUGGAUCUGGAUAUCCCAAACCUGUUGUUCUGUGGACAAUAGAUGGCGUUCAGCUGCCAUCUUCUUUGUAUUCUCAAGUAACUGUAAAGAAGGAUGGCUCUUUGAUAAUCAAACAUGCUCAAGUGUCAGACAGUGGCACAUAUAUGUGUACUAUUUCUAACUCAGCAGGGUCAUUAUUUAAGAAGUCUACUGUUGAGAUACAUUAUCAACUGUCUAAGCCUGUGAUUAAUAGAACAGUUCGACGUCAGACACAGUUAGAGAAGAAAAAAUGGGUUGCAUACAUUGGUGCUCAUAAAGCAUAUGUUAGAGCUAAGGGUACAUUGUUUAUUAAGUGCAAAGCCAGUGGCACACCAAAUCCCUCCACAAGUUGGGAAAGAGAUGGCUUGCUGAUUAGAAGGAGCAAGAGAAUACGUGUUCGGAAUAAUGGACAACUACGAAUUGGUGGAGCUACACCGGCUGAUAUGGGAACGUACACUUGCAUUGCAACUAAUAGCAUGGGCGAAGACAGGCAGGACAUAGAAGUUGUAUUGGAAGGUUUGCCAAAACCUCAGCUAGUAUCUCUAGAACAGGAAAUUGUCAACAACAUUAUUUCAAUUCCAGAAGGCAGUAUUGUUGAUGUUUACUGCUCAGUGCCAGCUUCAAAAUCUGAUGUUGAUAUGAAAUGGCUUAAACCAUCAAAUUUGAAUCUAGACAAUGCAAACAGCAAGUUGACAUCCCAAUAUCUUACGCUAGAAGGAGCAGAAAAUGGUUCUGGUGAGGGUAGAUAUACAUGCGAAAGUCAUAAUGCUGUUGGCCUCUCUGCAGUUUCGUUAAAUGUCAAAAUUGUACGACUUGCUUUUGUAACCCAUCCAAAAGAUGGCGUUUAUUUCAACAACAAUCUAGUAAAAAAUGCAGCAGUUGGAGUGCAAGUACCAACAGGCAUAAAGCUUGUGCUUGUCUGCAGUGGUAUCACUAAUCCAAAUAUUAUGUGGCGUAAAGACGGACUGUUUGUAUAUUAUUCACAAAACACAAAAGCAUUUGAUAUCACUUUGUCUCACAAGAAAACAGUUUCUACCAGCAAGAUGACUAUCUUUGCGACAAAGUUAUUUGACUCAGGAGAGUACACAUGUAUGAUGUCUAAUGGCUUUCUGACAAAGAAUUCAUCUGUGGCAAUAUCUGUUGGAGGCUUUCCUGUUAUACGAAAGUCAGAAGCACGUGUUAUUGAGUCUAAAGCUAUGAUUAGAAGCAGUGCUGGAGUAGAUGUUACAAGCCUGGUUGGUGAAACAGUCAUCUUGGAUUGCCCACUUGUUAACACUAAUUCGACUACCAUUGUCUGGAUGAAAAAUUACAAAACAGUAAACAUGGGACGCAAUGUAGAGAUGAUGAAAAAUGGAACACUUGUUAUGAGAAAUGCAUCGAUUUCAGAUGAGGGUGAGUUUACAUGUCGUGCAGAAAAUGAAGUAGGAUUUAUGGAGCAGACUGGCACAUUAAGAGUUCACAGAAAGCCCACUAUGUCUCUAAAAGAUCUUCGGAAAGUGAGGGACAGAUAUUAUGAAUAUGAUGCUAUCACAAACACAGAAGUGAAAAUACUUUGCAAUGCCAGUGGUUAUCCUCGACCAAAAUCUGUUUGGAAGAAAGGUCGGCGACUGCUAUCUGGAAGUGGACGAGUAAAGCUUAGAAGGAUUCAAGAGACGAUAGAAUUGGUUAUCUCUGACUUUCAGCUAGAUGAUGCGGGCACUUACAUUUGCGAGGCAGAUAAUGAAGCUGGAAUUGAACAACAAGAAGUGCAAGUGUAUGUUCAAGCUGGUAAUGAGGCAUUUAAUUUUGCUUAUCCAAACUUGACAGUAGCUACACAAAGGCUUCCAGGAUUUGGUUCUAGAGACAAAAGGGAAAGCUUACGUUGGACUGAAAUUGAUUCAUCGGGUCGUCUCACCAACUUUGAUGCUGAGGACAGUUGGUUUGAAGAUGGACCAAAUAAUGAGAUUUUGGUUAAUAGAGGUCAACGUCAGAAGAAAUGUACUAAUUAUGUGGAUGCUUCACUGUUGAAGUUGAGAAUGAGCAAGACAAAGCGAUCUGUUUUGGGCAAUAGUGAUGAUCGGACUAUUGUUCUGGACACCCAAUUAUGGCCACAUCGUGCAGCUGGUGUUAUUUCGUAUACAGAAAGAAAUUCAGUUGAGUCGUCAUUCUGCACAGGAACAUUAAUUAAUGAUCGGCAUGUUCUCACAGCUGGUCACUGUAUCACUGAUGGCCAAAAGAAAUUUUAUCACAACAUCGUGUUCUAUCCAGCUGCAAAUGGCAACUCUUCCAAUCCUUUUCCUUAUGGUCAAUAUAGCUGGACAAAACUGUAUACAGUUAAGGGCUAUCACGAUGGUGCUCACCCGGGGUUUGAUUAUGGUUUGAUUGUGCUGAACGCUUCAGUUGGUCACUACAUCACAUUCAGAGAGGCACAACCGACUAGUGUAGUGGAUGAAACUGUGACAUUAAAUCAAUAUCCGGUUGAUCGGCAAUACAACAUUGCUAAACCAACUAUGUGGCAGUCAACCUGCCCUGUUGGCUCUCCUCUUAUUCCUGGCAGUGAACUGGUUUAUGGUCACACUUGUGAUUCGGCAUCUGGUGCUAGUGGAGCAGGAAUGUACCUUCCAUAUGUCAACGACUCAGAUGUUGCCGUUGUCUUUGUUCACACAGGAGUAGGUACUUCAACUACCAACAGGGCAGUUGCUAUUGAUCAGGCAAAGUUCUUGCAGCUAUGUCACUGGAUAAAAAACUCUGGGGGAAUAGUCGAAAAUGGCAGCCCUUGUGAUGUUCGCACAAAGAAGAAUGAUACUGUUCAAACUAAGAAUAGCAACAGAAAAUGACUGAAAUUAUGAGUAGGUCAGACUAGUUUGGUUAGCAUGCAGUGCGUACGUGUUAUGUAGAAGCAGAAUGAAUAUGAUGACAGGGCAUUUGCUUAUUUCUUUGUUGUGGUUGUCAAACCCACGUCUUCUCUGCUUUCAUGGCAGCAUCAUACUAUUGAAAUUUGAUGAGCAGUCUGCGUUUGUG
Messenger RNA from Corticium candelabrum, 3672 nucleotides. Its product is annotated as matrix-remodeling-associated protein 5-like. Lineage: Eukaryota; Metazoa; Porifera; Homoscleromorpha; Homosclerophorida; Plakinidae. The transcript has 15 exons. The coding region runs from base 171 to 3488 and encodes 1105 amino acids. Gene Ontology annotation, cellular component: plasma membrane; axon. Gene Ontology annotation, biological process: axon guidance; homophilic cell-cell adhesion; dendrite self-avoidance. The record is from RefSeq and is a predicted model, not a curated record. Gene Ontology annotation, molecular function: serine-type endopeptidase activity; cell-cell adhesion mediator activity.